Asterias rubens (European starfish) is the source of this 2827-nucleotide messenger RNA. RefSeq lists its product as uncharacterized. The transcript is spliced from 11 exons. Gene Ontology annotation, cellular component: lysosome. The coding region runs from base 717 to 2081 and encodes 454 amino acids. Gene Ontology annotation, molecular function: cysteine-type peptidase activity. The record is from RefSeq and is a predicted model, not a curated record. Lineage: Eukaryota; Metazoa; Echinodermata; Asteroidea; Forcipulatida; Asteriidae. Gene Ontology annotation, biological process: proteolysis.
AACACAGUCCAUCUCAAGACGGUCUUCAGUGAGGUAUCCCUAUAGCUGGAGCUUGUUGGAUUUUGACUACAUGGCUGAACACUCAACCAUAAGGAAUUGUGUUUAAAUUUUUAACCGGUUUUUUAAUCUGUGAACUGAAAGGAGAAUAAUUGCAGGGUUCGUUUUGAGGAAAAUGCAAGGAGCUUGUGUUUGAUAUCAAUACCUUUAGAUUGGAACUUGGGCACGAGGGUUGUGUGGUUUAGAGAAGAGCUCUCAUCGCUGAAGUUCACGUCCAUCUGCAAACAUUUUUGUUUUAUUAAACAAAGAGACAACAAGAAAGUUUGAUUCAACAAAGAGACAUCUUUUCUUAUCUCUUAACGAUUGGGAGGACUGAAGGAUAAAGAUUCUGGACGGUCAUUCUUCGUUUUUUGGUAUUUUAGUCUUCUUUGACUGCGACAAGGACAUCGGGUGUUUUGGGGCGUCAUUCACGGUAUCUGCUUAUAUUCUUUCAAGACACAUGUGCUGUGUGGGAUCAGCGGGAUUUAUAAAGUCAAGGUCUGCCGUUCUUUGCCGUGUGGUGCCCUGAGGUGCUCCGUCGUCUGAGAAGGGGGCGUGUUGGUUCACUCUGUUGGGAUCAAGUCUUUAAGAUGUUGAUUUCCAUGAAGCCGAGAUAACUGAGUCAGUGUCAGUUCAUCAGUUAUUAUCAACACAGUAUCCGCUUUCAACAACACUACAUAAUGAAGUACCCAAGUACUACGUGGGGUCGGGUAUCCCUACUGCUCUUCCCUUGCCUUAUCGUCAUCAUGACGCUAUGUAUAGCGCCAUCAUCGGCCCGUUACUGUGAGGAGAGGUCGUGUUGCACGGGGCGUGACGAUGACUGCCACAUGCCCUAUCCUGCCCUCGUGCCCAACACACGGUGUUAUUGUGACCAGUUCUGCAAUAGAACGCGUACCGAUUGCUGCCCGGAUUUCUGGGGGCACUGCCUUGGAAUCGAACCACCCGUUCCAAUUGAAAUAGGCACAUGCUGCCACGAUGGAGAAGACAUCGAUGAAGGGAAAUCAAUUCAAGUGAACUGCAAUAAAUGCUUCUGCAAGAAGCUGCUCUACGGGUUUUUCGGCUUUGAAUGCGAAUCUAAAGCUUGCCUUAUACAACCGGAGGUGGCAGAACGGGUAAACGUCAACGAAAUCGGGUGGACGGCAGCCAACUACUCUGAGUUCUGGGGCUUGACCCUCGAAGAAGGGAUGAAGUUUAGACUCGGCACAAUGAAACCCACCCCAAUCGUUGAGGCAAUGAAUGAGAUUCAGAUGGAUGCUGCAGCCUUGGACAUCCCUGACGAGUUUGAUUCACGGGAGAAGUGGCCAACACUCCGGGAUGAAAUCUAUAAUCAGGGCGACUGUGCCAGUUCAUGGGCCGUCUCAACAGCAUCUGUUGCCUCCGAUCGCCUAGCCAUCCAAUCAAAUGGCACUAUUGCGAUGGCGUUAUCACCCCAGCAUCUACUAUCAUGCAACAUCCGGCGGCAGCAGGGAUGCCACGGCGGCCAUCUUGACCGUGCUUGGUGGUAUCUACGAAAGAAGGGUGUGGUUACCAGUGAUUGCUAUCCGUACAAGAGUGGCAUGACCUCUGACAUGAAGAUGGAUAGGGGUUCUUGCUACAUCCGGGGUCAUGACACCUCCAUGUGCCCUAAAGAACAACAGCCUAGCGACAGAUACUUCUCCACUCCUCCAUACAGAAUAUCUGAAAAUGAAGCAGAAAUCCAAGCGGAGAUACUGAUGAAUGGCCCCGUUCAAGCUGUCUUCCAUGUUCAAGAGGACUUCUUCAUGUACAGGAAAGGUGUUUACAGACAUUCCAAGAUGGCUGACAAGGAUAACCAAAAAGCUGCUGGUUGGCACUCUGUGAAGAUUCUGGGAUGGGGAGUGGACAAAACGCAAGGAAAACCGAUGAAGUAUUGGCUUGCUGCCAACUCAUGGAGCAAGGUCUGGGGCGAGGAUGGCUACUUCAGGAUUCUUCGAGGAAAGAACGAGUGUCAAAUUGAGUCUUUCGUCGUCGGUGUAUGGGGAAAAGUCGACGCGGACUUGAUGAACGGAAAUGAUGUCCCUUUUUGAUUUUUUUUCCCGUGCCGCUCAAAUUUUUUUUAGAAGUCAGAACGAUGUAUCCGAUGAAUUUUAUAGUACUUUUAUAUUUAUGACAAUGACAUAGAUGGAGGUGAGAGUUUGCUGUGUGAUUAGAGAGAGAGAACUGCCAAUAUUUGGACGAUAAACAGUCGCCGGAUGGAGUUGUUAUACAGGGAUGUUUUAUUAUCAGCCACAGCUCGACGCCCCCGUUGAAGGAAUUUAUUAACACAGGACGAGUUGUCCACACCGCCAGUCGUAAGAUUCCGAACAGGAUGAAUUGCAACAUAUAUAGGCUUACACACGUGGGACUGAUGAUACAUCCAAAACAUGAUAAAAAUAGAAUUAUGUUUCUUUUUUAGUGGGAAUUGUAUUUUUUUUGUCUUCAACACUUGGCAUUGGAUAAUUUCAUUUUGAAGGGGGAGAGGGACAUCAUUGCUUAAACGGAAGAGAUGACGUUUCUUCUGCAGCUGGAGAGUCCCACUUAGGCCUAGGUGUCUUACCUUGGGAGGAAGGUUCCUGAAGAAAGGAACAGAGGCGAGCCCAGUCCUUUUCGAUGCAUCAUUCAAAUCUUGGAGAACCAAUCUUGGGACAAUAAUGAUAACUACGGCAACCGAUGAGUGCGCCUUUAAAGCAGUUUUAGCUGGUUUAAUUAACUGAGCGAUGUUGACUUAAAGGCAGUGGACACUAUUGGUAAUUACUCGAAAUAAUUAUUACCUUAAAAUCUUACUUGGUAACGA